Messenger RNA from Elgaria multicarinata webbii, 1927 nucleotides. It is a transcript of the gene TPBG, whose product is annotated as trophoblast glycoprotein. Lineage: Eukaryota; Metazoa; Chordata; Lepidosauria; Squamata; Anguidae. Bases 432 to 1562 code for a protein of 376 amino acids. The transcript has 3 exons. Gene Ontology annotation, biological process: negative regulation of canonical Wnt signaling pathway. The record is from RefSeq and is a predicted model, not a curated record. Gene Ontology annotation, molecular function: protein binding. Gene Ontology annotation, cellular component: plasma membrane.
GUUCUCACUCGGCUCUGGAAUUUGCGCGGGACUGGUCGGAGCCGGAGCCCCGGGCGCAAGCAGGGACGGCCAGAGGCGGCUGGGUGUGAGAAGGAGGAAACGGAGGACUUUGACACCACCGAAGAGCCCAGAAAAACACCAGGAGGAACUGCUCCACACUUUGGGUGGGUUCCGGUCCACAGCCCGGUCAUCCUGCUGCAGUACCGAAGGGUACUGCACUGGGUAGGAAGCAAAGGCAUAGCUUUCCUCCCCCUUCCCCAGGAGUCUUGAAUGUGCCAGGGGGUGGAGGCUUCUCUCCAGGCUUCCUUUCUCUGCCCCCGGCCCGCAGCUUGCCACGGGCAUCAGCAUCCCAGCGAGCCCAGGAGAAGAGGCUGUGGCGGGAGUCACAGUGUGAGCGUGCCACGAGAGAGCAGCCCCUGGCAGAGGCGGUGAUGCUGGGGUGCUCUCUUUGGGGCGCUGCACCCCCUACGCCAUCUGGGGAGAGGCGGGGGGCCGGGGGGCUUGAGCUCCUGUCGCUGUUCCUGCUGGCCCUGUCAGGCUGGGUUUGGGCUCAGCAGCCAGGGGACUGCCCCGAGCUGUGCGAGUGCUCCGAGGCGGCCAGGACAGUCAAGUGCAUCAACAAGAACCUGACCAAAGUGCCGGCGGACCUGCCUCCAUACGUGCGGACCCUCUUCCUCAUGGGCAACCACAUCAGCAACCUCUCGGCCAACGCCUUCCUCUCUGAGCCCCACCUGGAGCUCAGCCACCUCAACCUCAGUGGCAGCGGGCUGGAGUGGGUGGAGGCUGAGGCGUUCGCUGGGCUGCCCGGCUUGAAGCAGCUGGACCUUAGCGGCAGCAUCCUCAAUGGGAUCAGUCCCGAGGCCUUUGGCAACGCCAGCAGCCCCUUGGAGGAGCUGAACCUGAGCAACUCCCUCUACAACAACACCCUGGUGCUCGCCCUGGCCAAGCUCUUUCAGAAAGGGGCGCUUCUCAACUUGCAGCACCUGGACCUGUCCAGCAACAAUCUGGUUUACCUGCCUGCCGGCAUGCUCUCCAUGCUGCCCAGCCUGAGGCACCUAGACCUGCACAGCAACUCCCUGGUGGGCUUGCACAAAGUGUCCUUCUGGAGCCUUCACCGGCUGCAGAGCUUCGACCUCAGUGACAACGCCCUCAAGUGCCUCAAGAACGACACCCUCCAGCAGCUCAGCAGCCUCCCCGGCCUCUCCAGCCUCAACCUCAGCCGCAACGCCUGGGUCUGCGACUGUCACAUCGAGGACUUGGCCAGCUGGCUCAAGCACAGCGACCAGGUGGAGGCCAAGGGGGCCCUCCUGUGCACUUAUCCCGAAGAAAUGCACAACCGCUCCUUGGUGAGCCUCGACGUUUCACAGCUGAGUUGCCCCGAGCAGGCAGAUGCCGAGUCCCAGCUACAGACGUCUUACGUCUUCCUGGGGAUCGUCCUGGCCCUCAUCGGCGCCAUUUUCCUCCUGGUUUUAUACUUGAACCGAAAAGGCAUCAAAAAGUGGAUGUACAAUAUCAGGGAUGCCUGUAGAGACCACAUGGAGGGCUACCACUACAGCAGCUGAAAGAUCUCAAGCUACAAGAAUAAUAACUCCGUGCAUGUGAUGAAGGAAAAUAAGAUUGGGUAAGAGAACAUUUUCAGUUCCAAGCUCCUAAGUUACUUUUUAGUUAUAUACCGCAGAAGCAAGACUGAACUCGUUUUUGCACUCGCAGAGAAGCCCUCGACCACGCCCUUGUCAGCAAUGGGGACUACAAUGCGCACGACUGAAAUAAGUAUUAUUUGAUUGAGACAAUGUCCUGUCAUUAGCAUUGACCUGUGAUUCCGCCUGCUGCAUAGUGGAUGCAAAUCUUUAUAGAUGUCCAUAUGGAGCCACUUGUAGUAAUAUAGCUUGGAGCUUUUGCACAAAAUAAACGGAACGGUGCUUUGUUU